AUGAAUUUAAGAACCAAAAUAAUUCUGGAAAAUGCAAAGAAGCUAAGUGGAGCUGUUGAAUCGUUGAAUUCAGAACAAGAAAACCGUUCAAACAUGCUGUCUACUUCUGCCAGUUAUGCAUUCGAGUCUACGGCAUCACAACCUCUAGCACUCAUGCCUAUAAAAUCAACAAGCAUACUAGUGAGUCCAGGACCGGAUAGCUGUCCAAUCACUGAACAUGCUUGUACUGGUAAAGUACCCGUUGCAUCAGAUGCAGGAACCACAUUGUCCGAUACACCGAGUUUUCCCAGCAACUCUGCAGUAGGAUUGAUAGAUUACUUGGACAUCAAAUUAUAUAAAUCAUUUCCUUGUUUGUGGAAAGUGAAGUCUCAAGAAUAUAGUGACCGUAAUGCCAAAUCUCAAGCUUAUGAUAUAUUGAUUGAAAAAAUGCAGACUGUGCACCCAGAAGCUAACAGAGACACUGUAGUCAAAAAGAUAAAUUCUCUACGUACCACCUACAGAAAAGAAUUAAAACGAGUUUUAGAUUCUGAAAGAUCAGGUGCUGGAGAAGAGGAUAUUUAUGUGCCCCAUUUAUGGUAUUAUGAGUUAAUGAAUUUUAUAAGGGACCAGGAAAUUCCAAGGAAUACGAAAUUAAACAUUGAAAAUACAAAAAUAAAUGAGGAUCCUACUAGUCCUGCUACUGAAACAAUCCCUUUUGAGUCAGAAUCUACCGACAUUUCUUUACCACCCACACCAUGUUCAACUCUAUCUAUACCAAGUCAUCAAAAAAUAGGCGCAAUGACAAAUGUGACGAAGUAUAAUUUUGAUGAUAUUGGCAAAGUAUGGGCAUCAAAAUUGAGGGACCUCCCUGCACAACAAGCCAUACACGCAGAAAAAAUUAUAAAUGAAGUAUUUUACGAAGCUCAGAUGCAAAAUUUAAACCGGAAUUGCUUUUUGCAAAUUCAGCAGGAAACUUCAACGACCAUUCCACUAACAAGACAUGCUCACUCAUACAGUAUCCCAACCACUUCUAAUAUUUAUCCAAGUUUCAACUCUCAGCCCCCAUUCAACCCUCAGCCUCGGCCCCCAUUCAACCCUCAGCCUCAGCCCCCAUUCAACACUAAGCACACAUUUAAAAACCAGUCCACCUUCAAUACUUAUAACUACCAAGAAGAACCAGAACGUGAAACGGCUGCAGAAUUCUUUCACCACUUCGACGAUUCGCGGAAAAAUCAACGUCGAAAUUUUAAAGAUGAUAUUCCUAGAAGUUCCACAUCUCAAAAAUUAAAUAUCAUGACACCUCAAUUAACUUCAGCGCUGGAUCGAACAAAUGUAUCAGCUAGAGAUGCAACCAUUAUUUUGGCAGCUUCAGCGGAAAGUUUCGGAAUUCCUCUUGAAAAUGUUAAUCUUUGCCCAAGUACAGUUUACAGGCAUCGAAUUAAAAAUAGAAAAAGUCUUGGAGACAGUUUAAAAAACAAUUUUAAAGCACCGAAUACGUUAACUCUUCAUUGGGAUGGAAAGCUUCUACCAGAAAUGACUGGCUCCACAAAAGUUGAAAGACUACCAGUAAUUAUAACGGGUCUGGAUUGUGAACAGUUGUUAGGCGUGCCUAAAUUGAACGAAUCGACUGGUCUUCAUCAGAGUGAGGUGAUAUUUGAAUUGCUGCAAGAAUGGGAUAUAACUAAUAAAAUUGGAGCUUUAUGUUUUGACACCACCAGUGUCAAUACAGGUUUUGGUUUAUGUGCAGUGGGUUUUCAGGAAAAUUGGUCCGAAGAGGAAGUGUACAAACAUUUGGCAGAAUUAUUUAAGGACAAAUUGGAAGGAAGGAACUUUGAAAUAUCAAUUCCGAUAAGUCGAUCCCUUGUUAAGCCCAAUUUAGCCACUAGUAGCUGUAGGGAUGGAAGCUGUUUAAGUAUUUACGUCCGUUAA
Messenger RNA from Brassicogethes aeneus, 1908 nucleotides. NCBI's taxonomy places the organism in Eukaryota, Metazoa, Arthropoda, Insecta, Coleoptera, Nitidulidae. The record is from the annotation of a GenBank genome assembly.